This is a messenger RNA of Mytilus trossulus (common blue mussel), 744 nucleotides long. RefSeq lists its product as uncharacterized. The record is from RefSeq and is a predicted model, not a curated record. NCBI's taxonomy places the organism in Eukaryota, Metazoa, Mollusca, Bivalvia, Mytilida, Mytilidae. The transcript has 3 exons. The coding region runs from base 1 to 744 and encodes 247 amino acids.
AUGGGGCUCUGCUGUUCUCUUGGUAAAGUUGGUUCUGUUUCUAUAGAAGGAUCUAAUCAAAAUCUAGAUCGUAAAGAAACAUACAAUGACUUGACAACUUAUCUUAAAGAAAGCCACGAUGAGGCUGAUAAACUUCAGCAGAAUUUUGCAGAUAAAGUGAUUCAAAGUACCCUAGUGAUUAAUAUUGUAAGAACGAAAGCGGAAAAGGAAUUAAGAAAGUCAAAAGAGACAAAACCUUUGUCAGAUAAGAAGGCAGAGGAAAUAGUCAAUGAUAUACAAAAGGAAAACAAUUGGUUAAAAAGAUCCAAAGAAAUUUUCACAAAUGUUAUCAUCAAACUUAAGGACGCCCGUGAAGAUGAUCCAUCUUUCAUAGAUAAACAAUCCAAUUACAAGAAACUAACUGAUAAGCUAAAAACAGAUGUUAUGACUUUGAUAGAGAGUAGAAUCAAACAAAUUAGACCAAGUUGUACAAACUUAGCAGCAGAAAGUUCUGAUGACAGCGAAACAGACGGGCCGAGUAAUCAGGCGAAGAGUGGUUAUGAGUCUAGUCAUAGUUUAGAAUGCGUAAGCGAAAACGAAUCAAAUUAUGGCGAUGAAAAUGUUGACAAAUCUGGUCGAUAUAAAAAGCAGGUGCACGCUUAUAAGUUGCUUUAUGAAUGUACAUUAAUAUUGAAAGCGGAACGCGACAAUUUUUCCAAAAUAAACUCAAUUAUUGUGGGUGUAACGUGCCAAGCAAAAAUAUAA